Molecule: messenger RNA, 879 nt
Organism: Penicillium cinerascens
Lineage: Eukaryota; Fungi; Ascomycota; Eurotiomycetes; Eurotiales; Aspergillaceae
Product: DEAD/DEAH box helicase
Exons: 5
Coding region: 1-879 (292 amino acids)
Biological process (GO): double-strand break repair via homologous recombination
Cellular component (GO): cytoplasm; chromosome
Molecular function (GO): 3'-5' DNA helicase activity; four-way junction helicase activity; ATP binding
Source: RefSeq, a predicted model, not a curated record
AUGCCGGGACCGGACGGGAGUGGACGUCGAUUGACGUUGGCCGCGUAUCGGGACAUUGCCAUUGCCAUCAGCCGACGGUAUUUCAGCAAUACCAAGCCGUUUCCGCAUAACGUCCGCGAGGAUGGGACCGAGGUCAUAGCCAACGACGAGGAGAACGAGGAUGCCAUAGACGACGAGCAGUGGAUCCGCCAUGUAGCGGAUUUGCAAGCGGCGCACACCACCCACGUUGCCGAGAUGGCCGGAUUCCGGACGAGCAGCGUGCAUUGGCAUGAUUUGUUAGGGUUUAACAUCAAGGACGUCCCCAGCAGCGUGUUGGCGGAUGACCGGAUAGCCCACGAUGCAGUUUCGCGGGGUGCAGGGGGCCGCCAUCCAAUCGAUCCAAGCAGGCCAUUCCUGGGUGGUCGUAGUGAUGCCCACGGGAGGUGGGAAAAGCAUAUUGUUUAUGUUGCCCGCCGGCGAUGCCAGGCCGCCGGCAUCCUAUGUGUCGAGUGGGACAGCCAUCGCCAUCCCGAUCAUGCCGCCAUUAUAUUCGUCACACCCGAGUCCGUAUUCACGGACGGGUUCCAGUCGUUUUUGAACCGCCAGCGCGAGUUGAUGCGGUUAGACCGGAUUAUCAUCGAUGAAUGCCAUAUAAUGUUGAACGAGUCCGAGACGUUUCGCCCGCGGUUACAGCAAUUAGGUCGAUUGCAUCAGUGUGGCGUGCAGAUAGUGUUUUUGACCGCGACAUUGCCCCCAUGCGAGGAGACCCAGUUAUUUGAGCGAAUGCAAGUUACGCGGGAGGACAUUAGUAUGCACCGCGAGCGAACCAGUCGCCACAAUGUGGCAUACCGAGUACACCGGCCCGUGAUUGCAUCGAAACAUCGUUCCCAGACGCAAUAG